Molecule: messenger RNA, 897 nt
Organism: Parastagonospora nodorum SN15
Lineage: Eukaryota; Fungi; Ascomycota; Dothideomycetes; Pleosporales; Phaeosphaeriaceae
Exons: 1
Coding region: 1-897 (298 amino acids)
Source: RefSeq, a predicted model, not a curated record
AUGGCCCAAAUCUGCGUGACCAUGGAAGGAGAAGAUACAUUAGACGCCACUCAAGCCGACAUAACGAGCCCAGAAACGGCGCACAGACUCCCAGUGUUCUUCGUAUUACCGCGAGAACUAAGGGAUAUGGUUUAUAAUGAGUUAUGGAAGGUUUCUGCUCCGAUGACCCUAAUGGUGCUCAUAAAAGAGGCAACCCCCACCCACCACCUCGUCAUCCGCUACGAGGAUUGCGCAGCCAAACCCGCCAAUUCGUCCCGUUCGGAAUUGAAGCAAUGUCUACAUUCUGGCCUGCCCCAAUGGCUACUGUCAAACAAGGCAUUUCUUGACGAAGGGUUGAAUCAGCUCUUUCGGAAGGCUACAUGGAUGGUGAACAGUCAGCAGUGGCGCACACCAUGCAGCAAAGAGAUUGUUCGCAACACUAAAGCCGGAAUCAUCACCGCGAGGAGUUUGAUCAUCGUCAUAGACAUCACCAAUUCUGGGCUCGGCCUGGACGCUGUGCAGAAGAUCAAGCAUAAACUCAUAUUUCCUGGGACACGUUCUGCACACGCAGAGUUUAUGGGUACUCCGAUGCCGCACUUGACGAGUCUCCACAUCAAGCUAGAGUACUCCUGGAUUAUACACCUAGAUCACAAGUAUACCUUGGAUCUGAGCUGUAUCGAGACGAUCCUUCAUCUCAAGCGCUUCAGCAUCUCCAUCUCUAUGGAUCGAGACAUGGACUCCAAGUUGCUCCGACCUAUUAUCGACAAGGAAGCCUGUCGUCUCGGUUGCAGCUUCGUCGGAGUAGACCAUCAUCUCGAUAUUGAAGAGAAUGUGUGCGACUGGUCACCUGUCGAAGGUCUGGCUCCCCGCGCUGGAGUCUUCGUUGCGUGGACGUUCGUGAGGAACGAAAAAGGGUGA